AUGGCUGAGUCUCCCACAGCUGAGCAGCUGGAAUCUGUUCAUGACACCACAGUGCAGACGAGUACAAAUUGGAGCUUAGAUCCUCGGACUGAGGCAGCUGGAGAAUCUGUCUCACUCCACUGGGCAGAGAUCCCCUCUCUGGUCAUUGCCCUGGUCGGGCUGGUGGGGAACAGCAUCGUCCUGUGGCUGCUGGGCUUCCGCACCCGGAGGAGCCCCUUCUCUGUCUACAUCCUCAACCUGGCCGCGGCCGACGCCCUCUUCCUUGGCAGCUACUUUGGGCUCCGCAUGUGGGUAAUUGUUGGAGAUUUAAACCUCGUCAUCCUGGACCAGCUAGGGCGCUGCCUCCUUGGCCUGUCCUACAGGAUGGGCCUGAGCCUGCUGGCGGCGAUCAGCACCGAGCGCUGCCUCUCUGUGCUCUUCCCCCUCUGGUACAGAUGUCACCGGCCCAAGCACAUGUCUGCGGCUGUGUGCGCCAUCCUAUGGGCUCUGCAGGGUUUGUUUAGUGGAGUAUUUGGGGCUCUUUAUUUCCUUAACAAGGAUGACUUAGACGAUUUCUACUUCGUUUUCGACUUGGUCCAGUUCAGCUGGUUCCUCCUCCUCACCUGUGUGCUGGGCGUGUCCAGCCUGACGCUGGUGCUGAGGGUCCAGUGCAGCUCCCAGCGCAGGCGCCCUCCCAGGCUCUACCUCCUGGUGCUGCUCACAGUCCUCGUGUUCCUGCUCUGCGGCCUGCCCUUGGGGGUUUUUUAUGCAGUUCAGUUUUUAUAUGACUUCUAUAUAAUUCCUUUGGGGCUCACCAGGCUCCUGGCCUGUGUGAACAGCAGCGCAAACCCUUUCAUUUACUUCUUCCUGGGCAGCCAAUGGCGUAGAAGAGGGAGGGAGCCGCUCAGGGUGGUCCUGCAGAGGGCCCUGGGGGAGGAGCAGGUGGAGUUGGGUGGGGAGAGGGGCACAUCCCACCCCAACAGUCUGGAUAAAUUAUCCUGAGGAUGAGAACAAGAUGCUCAGACAAGGGAUCCCAUGCAAUGACCCCCUUCCCCCACCCCUGCAGAAGGAAGGAGCAGCCCUCUCACCUUUCUAGGAGAGGAGACAAGAUCCCUCCCCAUCCCUUAUGGUGGUUCUUGGGGUUUGAACUGUAAGGAACAAGCAUUAAUUAACUGCCUACUAUAUGCCAGGUGCUUUGUUAAGGGCUGCACAAAUAUCUCACUGAAUCCUCACCAUAUCCCUGGUAGUGAGAUAAUCUCAUGAACCCCACUUUAUGGUUCAGGAAACUGAGUCAGACUGGGGGUUCAGGGAUUUGCUCAUGGUCCCAAAGCUGAUGUCUGAACCUGGAUUUGAACUCAGGUCUCCCUGAUUCCAGGACCAAUGCUGCCUGCAUUCAGGCACCCCUAUUGGCUGGAGGAUCCAGGAUUUGCUGGGAGGAGAUCCAGGAAUCUGGUGUCACAAAUCUGCAGGAAAGUCAUUCCAACAAAUGCCACUGACUCUGUCUGAGAAAGUAGAGGAAGAGGAAAAUCACCCUCUAAGACUCCAUGUCUCCCUGCCCUGCCCUUGUUAAUCAUUGUGAAAGAGGGGAUAGAGUUGGCAUCAGAUUCCUCCAGGUUCCAUGGCUCAUGCUCCCCCACUUUGUCUUCCUUCAGGCUUGAUCCACAAUGUUGGCUGGGAGGCCUCCUUCUCUCCUCUUGCCCAAACCAGAGGAGGAUCUUCCUCAGCUCUAUCUCCUCUCCUUCCCCUACUCUUGCUCCCUUCUCACCCCCAUCACAGAAGCUGAGCUCAAUAUUUCCCUGUGUCUCCAGGUCAAGGUUGGGGCUCAGGACUCUCCCUGGUUCUCUAUCUGCUCCUCUGAGUCUCAGUUUCUCUCCCUGUUUCUGUGUUUCUUUGACUUUGACUGCCUCUAUUCCAAUCUUUCACUCUUCGUGACUCAGUUCCUGAUGAGUUGCCUAAAUGGGGGGGUAUUGUUGGGGUGUCACAUGACAGAUUCAAUUAUAAAACUUACUGAGGCCAAAACAAGGGAAAGGUGACCCAUCUUACACACACAUUCUCAACAGUCAUAUAUGAAGAAAGUACAGAAAAACACGCAUGAACAUAUCGUACAAGACAACACAAAUGAUUGCACACACACAUAUACACCAAAUCAUAAUCUCUUGUGGAACACCCAGAGUGUACGAUCCAGUUCACACUGGGAUCCUCCAGGGACAAAGUCCUCACUCCCUCCUCUGGGGUUUCAGGCCCAUAUUCACCUCAUGGAGGCAGGGCAGCCUCAGCUUCCCUAAUUGUUGCUUAUGUCCAGGCUUGUCAUGAGCCUGACAUGAAGGAAAUCUAAUUAAGCAGCCCCUCAUUUGUAUUAGCUGAAGAAUCUCCUUCAUGUGAUACCUUCAAAUGUGUGAAUUAUAGUCAGAACAUGGACCCAGGCUGGAGUCUGUGUAUGCAGUGAGAUUAACAGUGAAGUCCCAGACUAGGAGCUGAUUAAGAAUCAUGUGA
Molecule: messenger RNA, 2472 nt
Organism: Monodelphis domestica (gray short-tailed opossum)
Lineage: Eukaryota; Metazoa; Chordata; Mammalia; Didelphimorphia; Didelphidae
Product: mas-related G protein-coupled receptor member D-like
Biological process (GO): G protein-coupled receptor signaling pathway
Cellular component (GO): plasma membrane
Molecular function (GO): G protein-coupled receptor activity
Source: RefSeq, a predicted model, not a curated record